UUAUUAUUAUUAUUAUUCGUAUCAAAGUGAGAUCCACGCUCUCUCGUAUCCUAUCUUUUCCGAUUGCCUCGUAAAUCCUUCAGAUCUUUUUUAGGUUUCUAAUUUUCCAAUUCCAUGCAUAAUUUCUGAAUUCUUCGAAACUAUCUUCAUUUCCUUCUGUGGAAGUAAAAGAAAAUCCAAUUCUUGGUUAUCGUGAGAUGAAGAUCGAGGAGUUGGAUGAAGUGGAGAAUGAUCGGCGAAACGACGGCGUUAAGCAGCUACAGAUAGUUAGAGUCGACGACGCGAAGAGAGUUCUAGUCGGAGCAGGUGCUCGGAUCCUGUUUUACCCGACCCUUUUAUACAAUGUUUUCAGAAACAAAAUCCAAUCUGAAUUCAGAUGGUGGGACGAAGUUGACCAGUUUCUUUUGCUGGGGGCGGUUCCGUUUCCCAAGGACGUUCGACGGUUGAAGCAAUUGGGCGUUGGUGGGGUGAUCACUCUGAAUGAACCUUUUGAAACUCUGGUUUCCACUUCUUUAUAUCGUGCUCAUGGAAUUGAUCACCUAGUAAUUCCAACGAGAGAUUAUUUAUUUGCUCCUUCAAUUUCAGAUAUAAGCAAAGCUGUGGCUUUCAUUCAUAAGAAUGCAUGUUGCUGUAGAACCACCUACGUUCAUUGCAAAGCUGGACGAGGAAGAAGCACCACCGUUGUGCUUUGCUAUUUGGUAGAGCAUAAGCAGAUGACACCUGCAGGCGCCCUCGAAUAUGUUCAGUCUCGAAGACCUCGAGUUUUGCUUGCUCCCUCACAAUGGAAAGCAGUUAUGGAGUAUAGCAGGCACCGACAGCCAACACACUCCCCAACAGCAGAUGCAGUUAUGAUUACAAAAGAAGAUCUUGAAGGCUAUCAUAAUACUUUUGAUAAUAUUACUGGCAAGGAGCUUGUGGUUAUGCCCAGAAUGGUGAGAGCCAGGCCCAUGAUAGCUAGACUAUCCAAACUAUCAUGCCUUUUUGCAUCGUUGAAAGUUUCCGGUGUUUCUGGACCUGUGAAUGGGAGGCUAAGUGAAACACGUGCUUGCUGAGUUUGCUGCUCCUUCAACAGCCAUUGUGGAUGUUGCUUGUAUAGAAAAUGCAAAUAAGUAUAGGUUGUAAAGGUCUUAUAAAAAUCUCUUUUCCAGUAAGUGUGUAUGGAAGAAACAGAAGGAAAACUAUAAAAACAAAGAAAGCUAGAAGAGUUUCUCUUCAAUGAUAAUAGAUGUGUAUAAGAUGAGUAUCCUUUAUACAAUCAACUGUACUAUUUCAUAUAUCCAUGAAUCUAUCUUUGACUCAAUUGUGAAAA
Messenger RNA from Gossypium raimondii (Peruvian cotton), 1309 nucleotides. RefSeq names its product phosphatidylglycerophosphate phosphatase PTPMT2. Gene Ontology annotation, molecular function: protein tyrosine/serine/threonine phosphatase activity; phosphatidylinositol-4,5-bisphosphate 5-phosphatase activity. The record is from RefSeq and is a predicted model, not a curated record. Gene Ontology annotation, biological process: protein dephosphorylation. Lineage: Eukaryota; Viridiplantae; Streptophyta; Magnoliopsida; Malvales; Malvaceae. Bases 198 to 1052 code for a protein of 284 amino acids. The transcript has 6 exons.